Molecule: messenger RNA, 3373 nt
Organism: Bursaphelenchus okinawaensis
Lineage: Eukaryota; Metazoa; Nematoda; Chromadorea; Rhabditida; Aphelenchoididae
Source: the annotation of a GenBank genome assembly
AUGGGGCUGUGCCAGAGCCAAGAGGAGAAAGAACUUCAAUCCAAGACCAAACAGAUUGACCGCGAACUUAUGCAAGGUCAUUUGGCACAACAAAAAGUGGUCAAAUUGUUACUGUUGGGUGCUGGUGAAUGCGGAAAGAGUACGGUGCUCAAACAAAUGAGGUAAGAAAAAACUCAAAAGAUUUUAAAACAGUUAUGAAUGCACUUCUGUUUUAUAAAACUUAAUUUUUACUUUUUGACAAGACUAACAUUCGAAGGAGCUUUUUUUGAAAAAUUAUUGUCGAAAUUUUUCUAAAAAACAGUUGUAAAUCCCAAAAAGUAAAAAAUAAUUGGACAAGAAGUUUAUUAUUCUAUUAACUUGAGAUUUUACAUAUAUUCCGGGUAAUUAACUAACAAUGAAUAUAACAACUUUAGUUUGAGUAAUAAUUGUUGUUGGGGGAGACACUUCCGGUGGGUCGAUAAACUUCAAAGGUGCUAAUGAGGGUGUAAAGUCAAAUUUAUUGUUUUAUAACCAGCACAAGCGUUUUUAAAACAUUCCAUGGUAGUUGAACUAUUAAGAAUUAAAUUAAAAUAUAGAUUUACUUUGUGGAAAUAUUAUACCUUAUAAUAUACAUUUACGUACAAAAAAGUGAUAUAAGCAUGUAUCAAAGUGGUUUGUGAUCUACUUUUUUUAAAUAAAGAAUAACAUCUAUUAAGAAAUGCGAAUACGCAAGCCAGAACGUUCAACAUUACAUUUUGCUUCUUAAAAGCGUUUUAAUGAUGUUUAAAACGUACUCAAGCUGACCUAUCGGUUUGUUCUUGACACAUGUAUGAAUGUGUUCGUAUUUGGAAAAACAUUUAGGAUUUAGAAAGGGGUAGAAAACGCAUAUUAAAAAGAAUGUGAAUUUUACAUUUAACAGAACAUUCAACACAUAGCCAUAAAUUACAUUUCCUGGAGCAAAUUAAUUUUUUUUGGAAUCUUUGUAGGUAUAGCGAAGUUCUUGAAUGUUUGACUCACAUACUUUAUUUUUAAGAUGAUUUACACUAUAUGAAAAUUAAAACGUGUUAAAAAAAGAUUUCACCGGUUUUUCAGUAUUGACAUAAAGUAUAAAUAAACUUUGACCGUGGGAACGACCAUGAGAACAUAGUAUGUUUCAGUUAUUACAGUGAUAUGAAUAAACGUUAAACAUCAUGUUUAGAUGUUAAAAUUUACAACACGUUAGGUUGUUUUGAGAUUUUGAAAGGAUGUGUAAGUUGAAGAUUGCUUCGUCGGUCAAAUAUAAUAAUUCAACUAAUUUUAAAUUAAAAAUCUUUAAAAUUUAGUUUUUUUGUCCAUAGCUAUUAGAUUGUGUAAAAUAAGUAUAAAAUGUAUAAUCUGUUGACGGGUUUUGUGACGCCAACACAUUGCACUUGUUGUUCAAUGAUGCCGGUUGCCAUGGGACGUACAAAAAUAAUAUUGUUAAUGAUGGCAUGUAAUUGCAUACUUGAAAAUGUGGGCAGUUACCACGGUGAUUGACAAACGUCUACUAGUCUCUUUAAAAAGCUUGUAAGGAAAUGCAGAAUGAUAAUAAUGCAUAUGACAAAAUAUAUAGUAAAGACAAUUGUGCGAAAAGAAUAAGAAACUUUUACUUUUUAUUUAAUUAAUAUAAAAUAUUCAGAAUUCUGCACGAUCAUGGUUUUUCCGACGAUGAAAUGCAGAAACAGAAGGCGGUUGUUUACAACAAUACCGUCCAAUCAAUGGCAACAAUUCUUCGUGGAUUGAAACAACUUAAUGUCACGUUCGACAAUCCGGCGUUGGAAAACGAAGAACGGAUCGUAAUGGACGUGAUAAAACGUGCCGAAGAGUCGGAGCCAUUCAGCGAAGAAUUGACACGAUCCUUAAAAGCCCUUUGGGCAGAUCCUUCGAUUCAAAUGGUAGCUUUGCAAAGAGGAAACGAAAUCCAACUCCCUGAGUCGGCCAUUCAGUAAGUUGUGACAAAAUCAUGACUAUGAUUUAUAAGUUCCUUAACUUUUAAAUAGCUAUUAAAAUGCAUUUUUUGAUUUGCCGCUUAAAAGCCCUUUUAUUUCGUGUCUACCAAAGUUUUAAAAUAUAAGGGACGAGCUAAAUACAUCGGAUGGAAAGUAUCAGACAAAAAAUGCAAUUCCUUGUCUGAUAUUUUUUUCAACGAUCUUUUUUUUCUCUAACUGCCGUCGGCAACGAGAGGAAAAAAAAGAUAGCGGGAAAAUGAGAGACGAAAAUAUCAGACAAGAAAUCGCAUUUUUUGUCUGAUACUUUCCAUCCGAUGUAUUUAGCUCGUCCCUUAUAUUAAAAAUUUACUCAGAAUUCAGACUUUUCAUUAGUAUAACGAUGAAAAAAUGUAUAAUAAUAUCUAUUACAUUUAAUUUUACAGUUUUUUGCAAUCUAUCGACCGGUACAUUGACGAAAACUACGUGCCUACAGAACAAGAUAUUUUGCUGAGUAGGAUAAAAACGACCGGUAUUGUUGAAGUCAAGUUCAAAAUGAAAAAUGUUGAUUUCAGGUAUGUCACUCACUAUCUUUAAGGUUUUUUUGUUACAUUUUGUUUAGUUUUGUAAUAUGAUACAGAUUUAUUUUUGUUCCGUUUUUAAAAUGGUAUGUAAAGUUUGCCGUGCUUUUAAUGUAGUGUGAUAUAUGUUCUGCCAGUUUAAAAAGUAAAUUAAGAUUUUAAGAGUAUUACAGUUGCCAUUUUCAGAGUGUUCGACGUAGGAGGUCAACGUUCCGAGCGCAAAAAGUGGAUUCACUGUUUUGAAGAUGUAAAUGCUAUUAUAUUUAUCGCUGCAAUCAGUGAGUACGAUCAAGUACUAUUUGAAGAUGAAACUACGGUAAGACAGUAAAUUUAAAAGGUGUCAGUUUUACUUGCUUUUCUAAGCGUCCGACAAAGGGUUGGAUGAUACGGCAAUUAUCAGCUUAUCCUUGUCUAAAACUAUUAUAAGAUUACUCGUUGAGUCAGUACUUGUACAAAAUUGUAUUUACUACCAUAGUCCUUUUCUUUGUGAAUACUAUUAAUAUAGCAAUAACAAAAUACAUUUUUCAGAACCGAAUGAUUGAAUCCAUGAGGCUUUUCGAAUCCAUCUGUAACUCACGGUGGUUUAUCAACACGUCUAUGAUAUUGUUCUUGAAUAAGAAAGACUUAUUUAUGGACAAAAUUCAGAAAACGUCGAUUAAAAUUGCUUUCCCUGAAUAUAAAGGGCCGAACACAUAUGAUGAUCAAGUGAAAUUCAUCGAAGAAAAGUUUGAGGGUUUGAAUGCAAAUCCCGAUAAGACCAUUUAUAUGCAUCAGACAUGUGCUACGGACACGAAUCAAGUACAGAUGAUUCUGGAUUCUUGCAUCGAUCUUAUCAUUCAAGCAAAUUUACAAGGCUGCGGAUUGUAUUGA